This is a messenger RNA of Batrachochytrium dendrobatidis JAM81, 579 nucleotides long. RefSeq lists its product as uncharacterized. The transcript has 2 exons. Lineage: Eukaryota; Fungi; Chytridiomycota; Chytridiomycetes; Rhizophydiales. The record is from RefSeq and is a predicted model, not a curated record. Gene Ontology annotation, molecular function: phosphoprotein phosphatase activity. The annotation marks the transcript as partial.
UUUUGUUUUAUUCGAACACUUCCUCCCUUAACUAAAGAACAACUGUAUCGACCCUGCGCUCUUCCAAAAAAAACUAGAUCAAGUCCACCCAUUACUCUUGUGUUAGAUUUAGAUGAAACGCUUGUACACUGUAGCACAUCCCCUCUCGAUCACUGCGAUAUUACUUUCCCCGUCGAAUUCAACAAUAUCACGUAUACAGUUUCUGGUCGGCUUCGACCCCACUACAAAACCUUUCUUGAGCGCUGUUCAGAAAUCUUUGAAGUGGUGGUUUUUACAGCCUCACAAAAGAUUUACGCCGAUCGUCUCCUUAAUAUCAUCGACCCAACGCACAAAUACAUCAAGUACCGACUGUUCCGUGACUCGUGUUUAUUUAUAUGCGGAAACUAUCUAAAGGAUUUAAACAUUUUAGGCAGAGACCUGGCACGCACAAUUAUUGUUGACAAUUCCCCUCAAGCAUUUGCAUAUCAAAUCUGCAAUGGUGUACCCAUUAGUAGCUGGUAUGAGGAUCAUAGAGAUCAGGAAUUACUGCAUGUCAUGGAAUUCUUGGAAUCGAUCAAGGCUGUAGACGAUGUUCGGUAG